Molecule: messenger RNA, 294 nt
Organism: Knipowitschia caucasica
Lineage: Eukaryota; Metazoa; Chordata; Actinopteri; Gobiiformes; Gobiidae
Source: the annotation of a GenBank genome assembly
AUGAGACACCAGCACAGCCUCACCAUAGACAAACCAGCAGAGCCUCACCAUGAGACAAAAGCACGGUUUUCACCUGAGACACCAGCACAGCCUCACCAUAGAGACACCAGCACACCUCACCAUGAGACACCAGCACGGAUUCACCAUGAGACACCAGCAGACCUCAUCAUGAGACAAAAGCACGGUUUCACCAUGAGACAACCAGCACAGCCUCACCAUGAGACACCAGCACAGCCUCACCAUGAGACACCAGCACGGAUUCACCAUGAGACACCUAGCAGAGCCUCAUCAUGA